AUGGAAACAGGCGUCUCGGAGCCCGCGGUGGCUGUGCUUCACCAGGAUGAUAAGCCGAGCUGUGCUGCUGCUGCUGCCGCGUCAGAACCGGUAUCUUUUGCGGAUCAGGCAGUUAUAUCAGAAGUUGUUAAUUCCGUUGUGGAUAGUGCAUGCACAGAUUGCAAGGACCGUGAUUGCGAUGAGGAGCAUUUCGCUGAUCGCUUCAAAAUCUCUGAUCCAACGAAUUUCAGAUUUUUUGAAACGAUAUCCCAAGUGCGGCCGGAAAAUCAAGCUUUUAAAUCCGAAGAAAACGUCGUCCCCCCGUGCAAAACCAAUUCGUCCAUCAUAGAGCAUGAGUACGACAAUUUACCGGCUAUUGAAGAGCUCAGUAUUCACGUACUCGAGGAUAUUCCACUUGUGCAGUUUGGAAAAGUUGUUAGUAUUGUUGAUAGACAAGGUAAGCUCCACAGCUUUUCAUUUUUGCUAAACUUGCAGUGCCCGUAA
Messenger RNA from Gongylonema pulchrum, 483 nucleotides. NCBI's taxonomy places the organism in Eukaryota, Metazoa, Nematoda, Chromadorea, Rhabditida, Gongylonematidae. The record is from the annotation of a GenBank genome assembly.